CGCAAAGGACAUUCCAGGAAAAUGAAAGCACAUGCGGAGAUGGAGACUGUAUCACAUGCAGGCACACGCAGCCAAGGCCGCCGCGAUGCCGCACUUCCUGGACUGGUUCGUGCCUGUUUACCUGUUCAUCUCUGUGCUCAUCCUGGUGGGCUUCGGCGCCUGCAUCUACUACUUCGAGCCCGGCUUGCAGGAGGCGCACAAGUGGCGCAUGCAGCGCCCCCUGGUGGACCGCGACUUCCGCAAGACGCUGAUGGUCCGCGACAACCUGGCCUUCGGGGGCCCCGAGGUCUGAGCUGACCUGUGCUGGUGGCGGUAGGGGGUGCCCUCUCCCGCGCCGCCCAGCCUGGAGACCCUGGGGCAGAGGGAGGCCACCCCUGGUCCUCCGGGCGAUCGCUCUGCAGCCUGGCUCCUUCCAGGAGGAGAUGCUCCAGGAGGACCCGGCUGUGCAGGGAAGGGGCACCUGGGGUGCCUUGAGAUGUUGCUGCUGCUGAUGGCCCCGGGGCUUGCUCUCCAGGUCAAGCCGGCUCACCCCACGCCUGCCCUCCCCAGCUCCGGGACACCGUCCUGCUCCCCCCAGUGCCUUUGUGCUGCCCGGCGCUCCUGGCCCUCCACCCAGAGCCAGGCACUCUGCCUGUCCUGAGUCUCCAGGUCUCCCACGUCCCUUCAGGAUCCUGGGUGACACUCAGCUCCCCGCUCCAGCCGAUGGUCUCGAUCCUGCAGCUCCACGGGCCGGGCUUCAAGUCUGCUGAAAGGAAAGGGCCCCCUUUGGAGGGAAGUCAGCUCAGGCCAGCCCAGCUCUACUGCUCUGGGCCCAAACUUAGCGUGGAUGAGUGUAUGUGAUGGGGCGUGCCAGGGGCCAGACCAUAGAGGAAGGAGGUGUGUGUAUGUGUGUGUGUGUCACAGAGGGAGAGAAAGUUUUGGAGGAAUAAGCAGCCUUGGAGACAGCAGGGUGGGGGGGAGAAGCAUGUAUGUGUGAGAGGGAGAGGGGGGCCCCAGGUAGGGUGGGAAGUGGGGGACGGGGUGAGUUCCUUGGGCAUUAUGGGGGCCACCAGCAGCAGUUCCCGUCCCCCUUCCUUGGCUGGACUUCCCCCUUUCUCUCCUUUCCCAAGACUGAGGCUGCUGGCAGAAGCUCUGCCUCCUCUCCUGGUCCUGUGCUGCCCCCCCAAGCCCACCCUGGAGCCCCUUCCUCUGUGGAGCACCACCCUUCCUUUUUGGACAUCUAUUGGCCUCACUCCCCUUCUCUGGGGCUUCCACCUUAAUUUAUUGCAAUAAUAAAGACUCCGUGACUAUCUCA
Molecule: messenger RNA, 1294 nt
Organism: Dama dama (fallow deer)
Lineage: Eukaryota; Metazoa; Chordata; Mammalia; Artiodactyla; Cervidae
Gene: SMIM45
Product: small integral membrane protein 45
Exons: 2
Coding region: 32-292 (86 amino acids)
Source: RefSeq, a predicted model, not a curated record